Miscanthus lutarioriparius is the source of this 2022-nucleotide messenger RNA. Lineage: Eukaryota; Viridiplantae; Streptophyta; Magnoliopsida; Poales; Poaceae. The record is from the annotation of a GenBank genome assembly.
AUGGCGUCGUCGGCGUCCGCGCCGGCGUCCAAGGGCCCGCGCUACGCGCCGCCGGAUCCGACGCUCCCAAAACCGUGGAGGGGGCUCAUCGACGGCAACACGGGGUACCUCUACUUCUGGAACCCGGAGACCAAGGCUACGCAGUACGAGCGCCCCGUCGCGGCCGUGCCGUCCUCCCCGUCGCAGCCGCCUGGCUACUCCAGGCCCGAUGAGAGGCCGAGAAGCAGCGCACCUUCCGAGCAGCGGUCGGAAGCCGCGGUGAGUCGCCCGCAGUAUGUGCCUCCCUCGGAUAACAGGGCAAGGAAUGAUCACUCGGAGCCACGCUCUGCAUCGGGAGUGAACCUUUCACAAAGUGCUCCGUCCACUAAUCAAGUUUCUCAGGCUGCCAAUGGAAGCCAAAUUUCUACAGAAGCAUAUCGUGCUAAGCAUGAGAUUACCAUUGUCGGCAAUGAGGCACCUGCGCCAUUCAUGACAUUUCAGUCCACAGGCUUCCCAUCAGAGAUUCUAAGGGAGGUUCUGCAAGCAGGAUUCUCGGCACCAACUCCUAUCCAAGCUCAGUCAUGGCCAAUUGCUAUAAAGGGCCGUGAUAUAGUAGCUGUGGCGAAGACAGGUUCAGGAAAAACAUUGGGCUAUCUCCUCCCAGGGUUUAUUUUUCUGAAGCGUCUGCAGCAUAAUUCAAGGGAAGGUCCAACGGUAUUAGUUUUGUCUCCAACCAGGGAAUUGGCAACACAAAUUCAAGAUGAAGCAGUCAAGUUCGGCAGAUCUUCAAGAAUAUCUUCUACUUGCUUAUAUGGAGGUGCUCCAAAAGGCCCUCAGCUAAGAGAGUUGGAGCGUGGUGUCGACGUUGUUGUCGCAACUCCUGGGAGAUUGAACGACAUUUUGGAAAUGAAUAGAGUGAGCCUGCGCCAAGUAUCUUAUCUUGUCCUUGAUGAAGCUGACCGAAUGCUUGAUAUGGGAUUUGAGCCACAAAUAAGGAAAAUUGUGAAACAAAUACCACCUAGACGGCAAACUCUUAUGUACACUGCCACAUGGCCAAAAGAGGUUAGAAGAAUAGCGUCGGAUUUACUGAAUAAUCCGGUUCAAGUUAACAUUGGAAACACUGAUCAGCUGGUUGCAAAUAAGUCAAUUACUCAGCAUGUGGAAGUCAUCCCACAUAUGGAGAAAUCAAGACGACUUGAUCAGAUCUUGCGUUCACAAGAUCCUGGAUCAAAAAUCAUAAUAUUUUGCUCCACUAAGAGGAUGUGUGAUCAGUUGGCUAGAAACCUAUCACGGCAGUAUGUUGCUUCUGCUAUUCAUGGUGACAAAUCACAGUCUGAGAGGGAUUCUGUGUUGAAUGACUUUCGAAGUGGCAGGUGUCCAGUACUUGUAGCCACCGAUGUCGCCGCUCGAGGCUUGGACAUAAAGGACAUCAGGGUCGUGGUUAACUAUGAUUUCCCAACUGGUGUGGAGGACUAUGUCCAUAGAAUUGGGAGGACAGGUAGGGCUGAUGCGACAGGAUCUGCCUACACAUUCUUCGGUGACCAGGAUUCGAAGUACGCUUCGGACCUUGUCAAGAUUUUGGAGGGUGCAAACCAAUCUGUGCCACCACAGUUAAAAGAAAUGGCUCUUCGUGGAGGAUAUGGUGGAAGAUCACGUCGGUGGGCAUCUUCUGAUGACUCUUAUGGUGGUCAGGGAUAUGGUGCUAAAAGAUCAACUGAUAGCUUCAAUAACAGCAGCUUCGGCGACCAGGCUGGGGGUGGUUCAAGCUUUCACUCGAGCUUCCAUAACAGCUCCAGUGGCAAUCAGUUUGGUGAUAUUACGAGCUUUCAUGGCAGCUAUGAUAACAGCUGCCGCAACAAUCAGACGGGUGACAAUGCAAGCUUUCCACCCAGCUCCAGCAACAAUCAGUCUGGGGAUGGUCUCAGUUUUCAUGAAAGGUUCUAUGGAUCACGUGGAAGGGAUCAGAGCAAAACAAGCAAUGAUGGAUUCCGUGCUAGGAGCAGGAGUCCUCCUGGCAAGCCCGUGGGAGUUUCUAAUUGGUGA